AUACAGUUCACACUACUUUGCUGCUGCUCCACCUUAGAGGACAGUUUCUAUUGAUGCACUUGGCAGACAAUCUGUGAGAAGUGCUUUGGGGUAAACACCAAGAUGGAAUUGUCUGCAACAACAGAGUACUACGAAUACGACUCAACCAAUGGAAGCCUGUGCAACACCAUUGAUAUAAAUGAGUUCUCCAGAAGUUUUCUACCACCCUUCUACUACAUCAUCUUUGUUGUUAGCGUACUUGGCAAUGGAGCAGUGCUGCUCGUCAUGUACAAGUUUGAAAAGCUCAACACGGUCACAAAUAUAUUUCUCAUCAACCUGGUUGCAUCCAACAUUAUUUUUACCAUCACGCUCCCAUUUCAAGCUGUCUACCAUUCCCACGAGUGGAUCUUUGGUGAGGCUCUUUGCAAGUUGGUGAAUAGUGCUUAUUUUAUCGGCUUCUAUAGCUCCAUCCUCUUCCUCACCCUCAUGACGUUUGAUCGCUACCUGGCUGUGGUCCAUUGUGUGGUGGCUAACAAACAGCGCAGUAGCUGCUAUGCUGUAGCACUGUCUAUAAUCGUCUGGAGCGUUAGUCUCAUCGCUAGCCUUGAUCCCUUCUUCCAUUUCUCUGUACAAGAGGACCAACUAAAUGGACUUUUGUGUGAAGAUUUCAGUGAGUCUCAAUGGAAGGUCUUUAGUCUCUACAAGCAAUUUAUUUUCUUUUUUAUCUUCCCAUUUGCUGUAUUUGUUUACUGCUACUUCAGGAUAAUACUAACAGUCAUGUACACUCGAAUGGUAAAGAAAUACAGGACAGUGAGACUAAUUUUCAUAACUGUCCUUAUGUUUUUUGCAUGCUGGAGCCCUUAUAAUAUUAUACUCAUGAUAUACGAGAACAAAGACCCAUACCCAUGUGAUGACAGCCUUGAUGAUUAUGCAAUACGCAUAACUAAUAACAUUGCCCGAUUAUACUUCUGUAUUAACACCGUUUUUUACACCUUCAUGGGAAGAAAGUUCCAGAAUCAUGUACGAAGACUGUUAGUGGAUCAAGUUCCAUGUUUAAUGAACUAUAUCACUGUCAGCUCAAGCAGCAGGUCGUUAGCUUAAAGAAGCUUGGCAAUUAUAAAUGAGAGGGUGAGAAUGACUGUACAGAGUGUUGUGGUUUCAUAGUGCUUUUAAAGUAAAAGUACAUGCAGUAGUACUGUACACGAAAAGGCAAAAUAUUUAUUCUGUAUGACAAACUAGAUAUACAGUAGUGUUCUUAAUUAUAAAGAAAUUUGUGAAUGUUGUUGCCUGGUGUUUAUUUGAUAAUGUUAAUAAAUGCUCAUAUUAAA
Molecule: messenger RNA, 1307 nt
Organism: Xyrauchen texanus (razorback sucker)
Lineage: Eukaryota; Metazoa; Chordata; Actinopteri; Cypriniformes; Catostomidae
Gene: ccr12b.2
Product: chemokine (C-C motif) receptor 12b, tandem duplicate 2
Exons: 2
Coding region: 103-1080 (325 amino acids)
Biological process (GO): immune response; chemotaxis; G protein-coupled receptor signaling pathway
Cellular component (GO): membrane
Molecular function (GO): chemokine receptor activity
Source: RefSeq, a predicted model, not a curated record